Papaver somniferum (opium poppy) is the source of this 3906-nucleotide messenger RNA. RefSeq names its product rab3 GTPase-activating protein catalytic subunit-like. The record is from RefSeq and is a predicted model, not a curated record. Gene Ontology annotation, molecular function: GTPase activator activity. NCBI's taxonomy places the organism in Eukaryota, Viridiplantae, Streptophyta, Magnoliopsida, Ranunculales, Papaveraceae. Gene Ontology annotation, biological process: positive regulation of GTPase activity. The transcript is spliced from 22 exons. The coding region runs from base 632 to 3421 and encodes 929 amino acids.
ACUCUGAUUCCAAAAAAAAUAAAUUCUUUGAGAAUGUACAACCAAAUUUAAAUAGAUUGAAUAGAAGAAUGUUAAGUCUGGUUCACUAUGGAAGCUAUAGAAUGCCGGGUGUCAGGUGGCAUCAUGAUUAUGAUUCUCAGAUUCUUCGUUUCUUUCACAUAUCUGGCUAAGGAUGGAGCUAAUUUUAUCUAUGGAUGCAAGGAUCAAUGGUAGGAAGGCAUUCUUCACUAAGUCUUACUAAUCUGUCAGCUGCAGUUUACUCUAGUUUUGUUAUUUUCUUAGCCUUUUCUUUUUAUUUGUUGUAUGUUUUGCUUUCCUUUUUGCUUUUGUCAUUUUUAUAUGAACAAUUAAGUUUUUCAUACUAAUAAAAUUUGUGACUUAGCGGAGAAAAAAAAACAGAAAACAAUCUGAAACUUCUGAAUUCUAUUAGGGUGACAUGGGAAAUUUAAAAUACCGAGAAGUUAUUAGAUAGGUGUAAAACAAACAUAAAUUUUAGAUACUAUCUCUUUUAUUAUUUAUUAAGGAAAAAAAAGUGGUGGUAUGUCGUGCAUAAAGACGACCGUAGCAGAUUGGGAGAAAAUAAAACAAAACCUGAAAUUCAGAAAUUCAUCCAAUUCCCAUCUAAUCAUUCAUGGCUUCCUCCAGUAAUAUGGGAAACGAAACCCUAGAAGAAGAAGAUGAAGAGGAAGUGGAGCCAGAAGGUUUUGAUGAUUUCACUCUUGCUUCUUCAUGGGAAAGAUUCAUUUCUGAAAUAGAGGCUGUUUGUAGGCUAUGGUUGGCCGAUGGUCCUAAGAUUUUACUGGAAAAAGGAGCUUUGUGCUUGGGUCCUCAAAAGAAUUUGUAUAAAGUAAAAUCUGAACUGAAAUAUGGUGCAAAAAUGUAUUGCUUGGACUACUACUUCGAGAUCAGCCGUGAUGGCAAGCCUUCGGAGUGGAAUGGUGACUUACAUGAUAUGCAGCUAUCUUUCGGAGUGAAGGACUUUCUGGUGAUUGCACCACUAAGUGCUAGUGGGGUGGUCCUAGAUGCACCUGAGUCAACCAAGCUCUUAAGUGCAACUGCUAUCGCUUUGUCAAACUGUGGAAGCACGUGGCCUGCAUUCGUUCCGGUGCAUGAUCCCUCCCGGAAAGCCUUCACUGGUAUCCAGAAUAUGGGAACUGUACUUACCAGAAGGUUUGAAGCAGAUCAUAUUGGUAGCCAGGUUCCAGUUAAACUAAUGCAUUUGGAGGGACUAUACGAGUUAUUUAUCUCCAAGUUCGCUUUCUCCUCAAUGGACCUCUCCACAAGUUCUCUCAAUGUCUACUUUACGAUGAAGCUAACCUACAGAACACCUCCUGAUGAUGAUGACAUUCGCAUGCAAGGAAUUGAUGCUGAGAUGACGGAGUCUGAAGAAAAUCACGAAAGUAACAUCCGAAGCAAAAUACAAUGGGACGAUGAUUGUCCUUGGACAGAAUGGUAUUCUGCAGAGGAUCCUAUAAAAGGGUUUGAGUUAAGUAGCGCUUGGUCGAACAAGAUGAUCAAAAGCUCCUCGGAUAUGGCUGAAUUAGAAAAUACUUCGUCAUAUGAGGCUGAAACCUGGCUCCUUUGUCCCUUUCUGUCUCCAAACUUGGAUGGAGGCAAUACUGUUGGAUUUGCUUCGCAGCUGUGUCUGUUGGUAAAUGCAUUGCAUAUCUCCUUUGAAGCCCAAUUUAUGGAGGACUUCAUUUCAGUUGAAAAGCGUACUUCUGAUGCCUUAGAUGCUGUACCACCCCCUACAGUUUUAGAUCGGGUGCUUAAAGAUCUCUUUCACCAAGGAGCGCAAAUGUCUGAAUACAGCAUGAGCGAACACAAAAGUUCUCGUACCAUUAAAGGCGCACCUUUAGAAUCUCUUUUUUCUCAGUUUUGUUUGCAUUCACUUUGGUUUGGGAUCUGCAACAUUCGUGCUGUGGCCAUGCUCUGGAUAGAGUUUGUUCGAGAAGUUCGUUGGUGCUGGGAAGAAUUGCAGCCAUUACCCAAAAUGCUUAAGUAUGGCAGCAUUGACUUGUCUACAUGCCUGAUCCACCAAAAAUUACAAAUGCUUGCAGUAUGUAUUGAGAGGCAACGUCAGUCGGAAGACUCAGAACCUAUUUUUCAAGACAGUGUGGAGGGUGAAGAUGAUUUUAGUGGUAAUGAGGAAGACAGUCAACUUGGAGGGAGCCCAACUCACUUCGGAAUGUCGGCUUGGAAGUCUGAUGCGAAACGUGACAGUCAAUCAGGAGUAAAAGGUCCUGAUUCACCUGUUCAAAUACGGAGAGGUUCAGCAGGUGUUGCAGGGUCUAUGAUGCUUAUAAAUUCAUACCAAAGGAUGCAUGCUCCGUAUACCCAGGAUCCACCACUUAUGACAGAAGAUAUGCAUGAGGAACGGCUCCGUGCAGUUGAAGCCCUUGGAAAUGCCAUUAACUUCUCUGCGCAAUUGGAGAGGGAUAUAUUAUCCUCAGACAUGUCAGCUUUCAAAGCAGCAAACCUUGAUGCUGUUUUUGAAGAUUUUAUUCGAUGGCACUCCCCAGGUGACUGGGAGUCGAGUGAAACAGAUAAGAGUGCUGGAUCUGGAUUGAAUCAGUUGGAUGGAUUAGGAAAUGAUGAAUGGCCUCCUAAGGGAAGGCUCUCUAACCGCAUGUCUGAAAAGGGAAAUUCGUGGUGGCAACUUUGGAAUGAUGCACCUGUAUUGCCAGCUUCUGAGCAGAAGUCUCUUCUUGAUCCCAAUCAGGAAGGAGAAAAGAUCCUUCAUUACUUGGAAACAUUGCGUCCGGAUCAGCUGCUUGAACAAAUGGUUUGUACAGCCUUCAGAGCAUCAGCUGAUACUUUGAACCAGACAUCUUUUGGAGAUCUAAAACAAAUGACGGCAAAAAUAGGUCAACUCUAUCUGACAAUUACAUCAUCCUUGAAACCAUUGCGAGGAAAUUACCUCCCGCAUAAGGAAGAAACAAUUGCUGACCUGAGGCGACUGUGUGUUGUAUUUGAAAAUGUGGAGAAGCUGCUACUCCUGGCAGCUUCCUUACAUCGUAAGCUGUCUCAUGCACCUCGCCUCUCAAAGUCAAUCUUUACUGACUACUUCAACUUUUAUCUUCCCAAAAUGGGGACGAGUUCAGUAGGUGGUGACAAUCGCAAGGAAUUUGAUAUGAAGCAGCGGGUAGCUGGGAAUGAGAGGGAAGCUAUCAUGAACAUGUUCCCACCACCAACAGCCAACCAAUCAUGGAGGAAGGUUCUUAGUAUGGGGAAUCUUUUCAAUGGCCAUGAACCAGUUGUAAGGGAGAUUAUUUUUUCUAGACGAGACGGCGCAAGUGGUAACCAUUACAGUACUAACAACCCUAUUAACUCAAGCAAAGAAAUAGAGACACAUCGUAUGUACAUUUGUGGAACAUCUAAUGACCUCAGGGUCGCACUUGCGGUCACCUCGUCAGAUUGAUCUAGUAUUUCCCAUUUUUAACCCACAUAUAUAUCACUCCCUGUUAUUGUUGUUUUGGAAACGUUGUAAAGUUUUCUUUUAGGCAUUGUUGGAUACAUAGAAUAAGUUUCUUAAACAUUAUUGGAUCUGAGAAAAACUAAAGUUAGUUUCAGGAAAUUCUGCGACAAAGUACAGUUAAUGAAGGUCAAUCUCUGGACUUAUAAAAAAACAUUGAGGCUUUGAGCAUUUAAGGAUAAACUAAAUGGAGAAUACCAUAAGAAAGACUAAGCCAAUGAGAGAAAUCUUGAGCUCCCUCUUGUGGGUAUAUCUGUUUGUUGGAUGUGAAAACGGAAUCUAAUUGUGGGUUUCACAGGGAAUUUUUCUGUUGGAAUUUCUGUCGGUGAAUGAUUUGCUUUUUUGUUGAUUGUAUCACUAGAUUUUCAAAAUUAAUCAUAGGGUUCAGUAAGUAAUGAAUUUGAAAAUUUACUUGAGUAUCUUGAUGAUCA